UGAAGCCAUUGCUAUCCACCUUCAUGUUGAUCCAUAACCUAAUAGUAAUAUUGAUGACAAAUAAUAAACUUCAUGCAAUUAAUGCACAUGAUCUCCUUGUUAUCAGUGGCGGUGGCUUCUCUUGUGAGAGUUGGCUCCUUGGAGUAGAGACUAACAACGUGAGAGGGUGGAAGACGGUGCCACGGGGUUGUGAGAGCUUCGUCGGGCAGUAUAUGAUCGGUAAGCGAUACGGCGAGGACUUGGCGAUGGUGGUCGGAGAGGCAGAGAAGUAUGCGAGAGGGUUGAAGCUUGGAGGUGAUGGAAAGGAGGUUUGGGUCUUUGAUGUUGAUGACACUGCUCUCUCUAACUUGCCUUUCUAUGCUCAUAGGGGAUUUGGGGCAAGGGCAUAUAAUAAAAGUGAGUUUGAUGUUUGGGUAAACAAAAGCAGAAGACCAGCAGUGCAACAAAGUUUAAGGCUAUACAAGACCCUCUUGUCUUUAGGCAUCAAAGUUAUGUUCCUAGGUACUGAUUUUGAGCAUGAUAGAGACAUCAUUUCUGCCAAUCUGAGGAAGGUUGGAUAUAUUACUUGGGAGAAAUUAUUAUUAAGAAUACCAAAAGUCAAAUUAUCUACAAUCUCAUUUAAAUCUAGUGAAAGGAAGAAAUUACAACAAGAAGGUUACAAAAUUGUCGGUAAUAUUGGAGAUCAAUGGAGUGAUAUUUUAGGUACACCAGAAGGUGACCGCACAUUCAAGCUACCGAACCCAAUGUACUAUGUUAAUUAAUUUUUAAAAUUUUAAAAUAAUUUUAUAAAAAUUAUUUUAUAAACGACCCUCUCAAUAUGGUAGUAUUUUAUUCUUCAUUUUCCUUAUCAAUAGGAUACAUCAUCGGAAUAUAAGUCAUAACUGAUAAAUUAGCUAACUAUGAACAAAUAAACCUUUCUUUAUCUGUUUUUGUUUCACCUGCUAGAUGGGUUUUUAGAGAUCAUCAUUGAGUGUGGAUUUGUAUUUUGAGAGUGAUCUUAGCUAGUUUGUUAUUUUAUUUUGGUUUUAAUUGCUUCAAUGACUUUGUA
Molecule: messenger RNA, 1048 nt
Organism: Dioscorea cayenensis subsp. rotundata (Guinea yam)
Lineage: Eukaryota; Viridiplantae; Streptophyta; Magnoliopsida; Dioscoreales; Dioscoreaceae
Product: acid phosphatase 1-like
Exons: 3
Coding region: 24-761 (245 amino acids)
Molecular function (GO): acid phosphatase activity
Source: RefSeq, a predicted model, not a curated record